Messenger RNA from Castor canadensis (American beaver), 1950 nucleotides. It is a transcript of the gene Cdkn1a, whose product is annotated as cyclin dependent kinase inhibitor 1A. Gene Ontology annotation, biological process: regulation of G1/S transition of mitotic cell cycle; DNA damage response; negative regulation of cyclin-dependent protein serine/threonine kinase activity. NCBI's taxonomy places the organism in Eukaryota, Metazoa, Chordata, Mammalia, Rodentia, Castoridae. The record is from RefSeq and is a predicted model, not a curated record. Gene Ontology annotation, cellular component: nucleus; cyclin-dependent protein kinase holoenzyme complex. Gene Ontology annotation, molecular function: cyclin-dependent protein serine/threonine kinase inhibitor activity.
CUGCCGAGCCAGUGCCUGGGAGAGCCCGAGUCCGGCGCCAGAUUCACCGCGACACCGAGACACUCGACGAGCUGCAGGUGCCAUGUCCGAUUCACCCAGGGACACCCGUCAGGUCCCACACAGCAGCAAGGCAUGUCGCCGCCUCUUUGGCCCUGUGGACAGCGAACAGCUACGCCGGGACUAUGAUGCACUCAUGUCCAGCCAUCUCCAGGAGGCCCGUAACCGUUGGAACUUCGACUUUGUCACCGAGACACCACUAGAGGGCAACUUUGCCUGGGAGCCUGUGCGGGGCCUGGGCCUGCCCAAGCUGUACCUGACCCCAGGGUCCCGGGGAAGCAGGGAUGACUUGGGAGGAGGCAAGCGGCCGGGCACCUCCACUGCCUUGCUGCAGGGGACAGCACAGGAGGACCAUGUGGACCUGUCGCUGUCCUGCACCCUUGUGCCUCGCUCCCCUGAGCGGCCUGAGGAGUCUCCAGCUGGGCCAGGAACCUCUCAGGGCCGAAAGCGGAGGCAGACCAGCAUGACAGAUUUCUACCACUCCAAACGCCGGCUGGUCUUCUCCAAGAGGAAGCCCUGACGGCUUCGCUUCUGCUGACGUGGGUCCACAGCCCCUUCCACGUCUUCUGCCUCCUGCUUCACUUUGUGCGUCUUAAUUAUUAUUUGUGUUUUAAUUUAAACUCCUCCUUGUGUACAUACCCUGCCUGCCCCCCUCUCACCAGCCUCUGGCAUUAGUGUUAUUUAAAAACAAUUAGGCAGUAGGAUGGUAGACUCAUCAGAGUGCUGGGUAUUUUUAUUAUAUAAAGUAUUUAAAACCUUCUCAGCCUAGGCUGUUUGUUUCCUCUUUCCUGGAAGGAAGGUGGGGCUGGCUUCAUGCCAGUGUCCUCCUCUUCUUCAUCUAGCCUCACCUCUGGCUGGGCCUCCCUGGAGGGGCCAGCCUCCCUCCCUGUACAUCCCUACAUUCUCAGACCUGAAUUCCUUAGAAUUUGAGAAGUAAAUUGAUAGCACUUUGAAGGGAACCAGCUGAGUGGGGCCAUUGUCAAAAACUGUGGAGUCCCCCAAUGUCCUCUAUGGUUGGGCAGAGUGACCAUGAAGUAGGCACAGCCUGGACAGGGCUGGGGAUUUGGCACCAUUCUGGCCCUUGAUACCCACUCCUGUGAAAGCAGGGGGCGGGCGGGACUUGUAGCAACCCACCCCCACCCCAGGCCCCCUGUGCCACUUCCUGGGGAGCUCACCUCAAGGUUUCAUCUUCUCCCUUGUUGGUUUCCCCUCUACUUUUCUGGGGGCCCCAGCUGCCCCUCUUUCCCAGCUGGCUCUCAAGGCCCCUCUGCUGCUCUCCCCUCCCCCACAUCCUUCCCCUUCAGGAUCCUCUCAGCUGUGGGUGGCAGCUCUGGGCACCUGUCCCCCUCCCAACUCAAUGGACUGGAAAGGAAGGGGCACACAGGAAGAAGGGCUCCCUAGUUCUACCUCAGGCAGCUCAAGCAGUGACCCGCCACCUCCUCUUUUAGCUCUGGGGUGUGGGUCCUGAGUGGUGGGACAGGCUCCCCUGAGUGGGGUCACUCCAUGUUCCAGGUGUUUUGGGGAAGUGGGUUUUCCAGAACAGAGACCCCAGCCUCUGGAAGUCAUCCAGUGACCUUUCCCCUCUGCCUGUCCCUCCCCAUUUCAUUGCACUUUGAGUAGCAGCUGAACAAGGAGUCAGGCCAAGAUGGAGGGAGUAGAGGCCAUGGAGUGGCGUGCUAAGUGGGCUAAUGGGAGACUGGGUGGUGGGUGGCUGUCUUUCCCAGCACUGAGCACUGAGCCCUUGGAAGCACAAAAGCACUUAGUGGGUCUGCCCAAACACCCUCCAGUUCCUGUAACAUCCUGGCCUGGACCACGCCCUGUACUGCUCUGUGUCCUCCAUAGUCCCUCCCACGGUGCUGGGUACACAGCAGGUGCUCAAUAAAUAUUUCUUGA